Molecule: messenger RNA, 1443 nt
Organism: Trypanosoma cruzi
Lineage: Eukaryota; Euglenozoa; Kinetoplastea; Trypanosomatida; Trypanosomatidae
Exons: 1
Coding region: 1-1443 (480 amino acids)
Biological process (GO): peroxisome organization
Cellular component (GO): peroxisomal membrane
Source: RefSeq, a predicted model, not a curated record
AUGUCAAGUUUGUUUCAGUCAUACGUCUUGUGGGUUCGCGAUAAUGCGGAGAAUGCGCUGAGUGUUGAACGUUUCACGCAGCUGGUAGUCAGGAUUGUCACAGACCCGCGCAACUUCAUUACCACAGAAUUUGCGUGGACGCUGGCCAAACUUCACUCGCUUUCGAAUAGGAUGAUCAUCUCCACGGCUGGUAGGCGUGUUGGAUUCACCGAGAAAGUAGCCAUAGUCAUCAAGACGCUGGUGGAAAUUGAGUGUCUGCUGGAACUGGGACUUCGUCGCUUCUUUGGCCAUGAGGCGGCAUGGACUGUCUUGUUGGCGCUUCAGUCCAUCAAGUGCGUUCUUAACAUGCUUGUGCAUCAGCAGCUGUUCCUUGUGCCGUGGAUAUGGGCUGCCGUGCGCCAGCGGCUGCAGCUGAUGCUGCAACAAUUCAUGAGGCUUCCAGAUUACGGCCGACGGAUAUCCUCAGCGGUUGCGGAGGGGUUCAGCGCUUCGCCUGCCACUCAAGUCUCUUUGGCGCCUGUGCGGUCCGGCACAGUUGGUCCAGCGAACGUACGGCUUGUAAUCCCUCGUGUUGCGCUGCGACAGACGCAUCACAGCACCGCAGCGGGGUCUGGCGAAAAGGAGAAUGUUGUGAAAACGAGUGAGUCCCUUCGGUGUACGGGAAUCGAUUUAUUGGGGCUUUUGGUCGAUCUUGUCCUGGUGCUCCGACCGUUAUUGUUGCUGUAUUUUUCCAGGCGUGCGUUCCCGUAUGGGAGAACAGGCAUUGCCACGCUGCCCGUUGCGCCCAUGGCGUCUAGCCACACGCGUAGCAGUGAGAAGGAUGGAACGCCUGCGAUGAAUGAUGCGGAUGACUAUGACGGUCUGUUCCUUGUGCGGGCGGCAAUGAGUGACGGGGUUUCCAAUUCUCUGCUCUCCAGCUGGGGUGUGGGGUUGUCGUUCUUUGGUCUGGACACCGUACUCGCCUUGCUCUCGCGCUACAUCCGUCGUCACCGUGUGCCUGUUGUCUACAUCAACAACAGUGAGACGUGCGACCUUCCGGAGUCCGACGUCGGGGUGAAGGACGGUGAAUUGUCAUCUCGCAGUAAUGACGUCAACAACCACUCACCCCAUCACCUGGGCAACAGCACCAGCGGCAAUCACGCCAGCAGCAACGGCUCAUCUGCGCCCCUGCCACCACUUUUGCCGCGGCCUCCGACGGGUGAUGUGGCAGAGCUCGCCCCUGUUCUCUCACGCGAUAGCCUUCGAGUGCAGCAGAUAGUUCGCAAUAUCGCCUUCUCCUUCCUGCGCGACCCCUUUUUCCCGGCACUGCUGCAGAAGUUUGUGUACGAACAUUUUGUCGUGGGGCGUGUGAACCGCAUUCCGGUUUUAGGGCCAAUUUUUGGAUUUCAGGUCGCCUACUUCCUUUGCAAGCAGCACUACUGCUUCAUGUACCUUCUCGAGUAG